Molecule: messenger RNA, 1637 nt
Organism: Capsicum annuum
Lineage: Eukaryota; Viridiplantae; Streptophyta; Magnoliopsida; Solanales; Solanaceae
Product: pectinesterase 31
Exons: 6
Coding region: 198-1151 (317 amino acids)
Biological process (GO): cell wall modification
Molecular function (GO): pectinesterase activity
Source: RefSeq, a predicted model, not a curated record
AGGAUAAAAUGCAUGGAAAAUUGUGACCCUAUAUAUACAUCCUCUUGUUUUCUUUUUCAAAAAACUUUCCCAUUUCCAGCUCCGCCGUGACCCGAUCGGAAUCGCCACCAUCACCGCCGUUACACCGCCCUAACACCGCCGUAAAUAUCUACUUCCUCUCCGGCGCCGGCACUUAUCACUGUCAAUUCUGCCGGAAAAUGUCAUCGAGAGUAUCGGUAACAGUGUCGCAAGACGGAACAGGCGAUUACCGGACAGUACAAGAAGCAAUAGACGCCGUUCCGUUAUCGAAUAAGUGUAGGACAGUGAUUCGUGUAGCUCCUGGUGUUUAUAAACAGCCAAUUUACGUUCCGAAAACAAAGAAUUAUAUUACACUAGCUGGAUUUAGUCCUGAAGCUACUGUACUUACAUGGAAUAAUACCGCCACUAAAAUUGAUCAUCAUCAGGCUGCAAGGUUAAUUGGUACUGGUACAUUUGGGUGUGGAAGUACAAUAGUGGAAGGAGAGGAUUUUAUUGCUGAGAAUAUCACCUUUGAAAACUCUGCUCCUGAGGGAUCAGGACAGGCAGUAGCAAUCAGAGUUACAGCUGAUCGUUGUGCGUUUUAUAAUUGCAGAUUUCUUGGUUGGCAGGAUACAUUGUAUUUGCACUACGGGAAACAAUAUUUGAAAGAUUGCUACAUCGAAGGAAGUGUAGAUUUUAUUUUUGGUAAUAGCACUGCUCUUUUAGAGCAUUGUCACAUACAUUGCAAAUCGGCAGGAUUCAUUACUGCACAAAGCAGGAAAACUUCUCAAGAGACAACCGGCUAUGUGUUUCUGAGAUGUGUGAUCACAGGUAGCGGAGCGACCUCAUAUACACAUCUUGGACGUCCAUGGGGGCCUUUUGGGAGAGUGGUUUUUGCAUAUUGUUAUAUGGAUCACUGUAUUAAGCAUGUCGGUUGGAAUAACUGGGGCAAGAACGAAAAUGAGAGAACUGCUUGCUUCUAUGAGUACCGGUGUCAAGGACCAGGUAGUUGCCCGUCAAAACGUGUGACCUGGGCCAGAGAAUUGAUGGAUGAAGAAGCAGAACAAUUUCUCACGCAUGGUUUCAUUGAUCCCGAUCAACAAAGGCCUUGGCUGUGUCAGAGGAUGGCAUUACGCAUACCAUAUUCAGCAUAAAGCUCCCUGUCUCGCCACUACGUUGUUAGUUAUCCUUUCGCAGAUCAUUACCUUAAAGUUUUUGAACUUCCACUCGACAUAAAUAAACAUUAUGUUGGCUACGUUGCGUCCAUACUUGUAGCAAAGUUGCUAUAACUUCUGAGAGAGUAUCUUCUUUGAGCUUUACCAUAGGAAAUAGCUCGAUAUAGCAGCUAUGGGAUCGAGAUGGUAAAAGUUUAUACGCAUUUUAUGUUUACACCAAACUAUAUUAAUGUAUUAUAGUUAAAAUGAUGUUUAGUCCCGGACCCCACUAGGUGGGAAUACACUGGGUAUGUUGUUGUAGUUUAAAUGAUGUUUAGUGAUUACAGUGUGCGUAAAGAUGUGUUAUGAUGUGAACACAUAAUGGGUGUAAGAAUGUGUUAUUGUCUCUUGUUAAUACGUAUGUCGUGUGUUUUCGAUAAAACCUCGACUUAUGAAGUUAUGAUGUGAACACAUAAUGGGUGUGAA